CGGGACCAGCCGCGCUGGGUGAGCCACCACCACCCCGCGGUGCUCAACGGGCAGCACCCGGACGCGCACCACCCGGGCCUCGGCCACUCCUACAUGGACCCCGCGCAGUACCCGCUGCCCGAGGAGGUGGAUGUACUUUUUAACAUCGACGGGCAAGGCAACCACGUCCCGUCCUACUACGGAAACUCGGUGAGGGCCACGGUGCAGCGGUACCCUCCGACCCACCACGGGAGCCAGGUGUGCCGCCCGCCUCUGCUGCACGGGUCCCUGCCCUGGCUGGACGGCGGCAAAGCCCUGGGCAGCCACCACACCGCCUCGCCUUGGAACCUCAGCCCCUUCUCCAAGACGUCCAUCCACCACGGCUCCCCGGGGCCGCUCUCCGUCUACCCGCCGGCCUCGUCCUCCUCCCUGUCGGCCGGCCACUCCAGCCCGCACCUCUUCACCUUCCCGCCCACCCCGCCGAAGGACGUCUCCCCGGACCCGUCGCUGUCCACGCCGGGCUCGGCCGGCUCGGGCCGGCAGGACGAGAAGGAGUGCAUCAAGUACCAGGUGCCGCUGGCCGACAGCAUGAAGCUGGAGUCCACGCACUCGAGGGCCAGCAUGACCACCUUGGGCGGGGCGGCGGCCUCCGCCCACCACCCCAUCACCACCUACCCGCCCUACGUCCCGGAAUACAGCUCCGGACUCUUCCCCCCCAGCAGCCUGCUGGGGGGCUCCCCCACCGGCUUCGGGUGCAAGUCCAGGCCCAAGGCGAGAUCCAGCACAGAAGGCAGGGAGUGUGUGAACUGCGGGGCCACCUCCACCCCACUGUGGCGACGAGAUGGCACCGGCCACUACCUGUGCAACGCCUGCGGCCUCUACCACAAGAUGAACGGGCAGAACCGACCCCUGAUUAAGCCCAAGCGGAGACUGUCAGCAGCAAGGAGAGCAGGGACAUCCUGUGCAAACUGUCAAACCACCACUACGACCCUCUGGAGAAGGAAUGCCAAUGGUGACCCCGUCUGCAACGCCUGCGGGCUCUACUACAAGCUGCACAAUAUUAACAGACCCCUGACGAUGAAGAAAGAAGGCAUCCAGACCAGAAACCGGAAAAUGUCCAGCAAAUCCAAAAAGUGCAAAAAGGUGCACGACGCCCUGGAGGACUUCCCCAAGGGCGGCUCCUUCAACCCCGCGGCUCUCUCCAGACACAUGCCGACCCUCAGCCACAUCUCGCCCUUCAGCCACACCAGCCACAUGCUGACCACGCCGACGCCGAUGCACCCGCCGUCCAGCCUGUCCUUCGGACCCCACCACCCGUCGAGCAUGGUCACCGCCAUGGGUUAGCGCCUCCGCUCCACGCCGCGAGGUCUCCAGGCGAGACGCGCUCCGGCCCCUCUGUGUGCAUUUUUGCAGGAGCAGGAUCAUGAAGCCGAGAACCGACGGACACCCGUGUUUUUUUUUUUUUUUUGGAGGCAGAAAGCAGAAUGAUGUUUGCCACUUUCGCCGAGGAGCUCACUGUGCUGUCUGCGUCCCCAAUCACUGAAUCUGGAUCCCAUUUGUGAAUAAGCCAUUCAGACUCAUAUUCCCUAUUUAACAGGGUCCUCUCUAGUGCUGUGAAAAGAAAAAAAAAAUGCGGACCGUUGCAUAUAACUUAUAUUGUAAGACAUACUGUAUAUUCGAAGACGACUUUAUCGCAUCUGGCGGGUAGCUGUAAGGAAGGCGUGCAGGACGCCAAGAGUUUUAAGGAAUGUGGGGGAAAUAAUGUAUGGGAAUUAAGAAGGAACUAGGUCUGGUAGCCACACGGACACACUGCCAGUUUUGUUGCCUUUUACUGGCCACAAGUGUUUGAUGCAUUAAA
Messenger RNA from Pteropus alecto (black flying fox), 1837 nucleotides. RefSeq names its product GATA binding protein 3 (gene GATA3). The record is from RefSeq and is a predicted model, not a curated record. Gene Ontology annotation, biological process: cell fate commitment; regulation of epithelial cell differentiation; immune system development. Gene Ontology annotation, molecular function: DNA-binding transcription factor activity, RNA polymerase II-specific; RNA polymerase II cis-regulatory region sequence-specific DNA binding; zinc ion binding. The annotation marks the transcript as partial. NCBI's taxonomy places the organism in Eukaryota, Metazoa, Chordata, Mammalia, Chiroptera, Pteropodidae. Gene Ontology annotation, cellular component: nucleus. The transcript has 5 exons.